AUGGCCAAAAAGGAGAUUGUUUGGGAGUUUAUUGAGGAAGAAGACUUGUCUUAUUUAAAGCAGCCUGAAGAAGUUUAUAAUGUAAAGCAUUCUGAUUAUUACUGCUACCACACGGACGGAAAUAGCCACUACAGAAGAAUAUUCUACGGAGUUGAGUAUUCAGAAUUCGAAAAGAGACACUAAAAAUAGUUAAAGGAACAAAUAGAAAACGAAAAUAUCGAAUUACCCGAAGAUUGGGAUGAUGCAUAGACAUUGAAGUAUUGUUAUUCAGGUGGUUUUGAUUUGAAGAAAUCCAUAGAAUCUCUCAAAAUGCACUUGGAAUGGAGGAGAAAUCCCAUUAUGCACAAGAUGAAUAAACAAGCAUUAGAAAUAUUGCAAGAAGGAGUAUUCUAUCAUUUAGGGAGAGACAAAUAGUUUAGACCAGUAGUAGUACUUAAUAUGUGGAAAGUAAAUCCUAAAAAAACUCCAGUUGAAAUCUACCUUUCAGCGAUUUGCAACUUGCUCACUAAAGUUUCAAAAAUAGAAUUCGUAAAGGGAUAUGUAGAGAGCUGGGUUGUAAUAUUGGAAACGAAUGAAAAAGGAGUAACUGAUUUAGAAUUAGCUACAAUAAAUAAAAUUGUUUAAAUUAUGGCAAAAAACUUUACUUCCACACUUGAAAAAAUGUUUAUAACAAAUCCGUCAUUCCUCUUUUCAGGAGCUUGGUCAUUGAUAAAAAAUUUUAUUCACCCAGAGACUUCUGCAAAAAUUAAUAUCUUGAAAAAGAAAGAUUUCCAUAUAAUGCUUGAUUACAUAGAUGCUGACUAGCUCGAAGAGAAGUACGGAGGCACAUUACCUAACAAAACAACCUUUUGGCCACCUUAAAAUACCUUAAAAUAGACAAUAAAUAAUUUGUAAGCUCCUGUACCAGAGGAAAAUGGAAAUAUAGAUUAAAGCAGUAUGGUAAGCUUUAAAACAAUAGAUAAUGACUCAUAGCUAUUCUUCGAUUAACAAGCAAGUCCUUCAAAAGCAUAAAAUGUGAGUUUAUAUACAAACCCAAAGGGUGAUGUUUAGCAAUAUUAAGAAAUAGAUAGCAUAUCAAAACCUAUUUAAAGCACAACCUCAAACAAUAGUUGUUGCAAGUGUAAUAUUUUUUGA
Molecule: messenger RNA, 1134 nt
Organism: Tetrahymena thermophila SB210
Lineage: Eukaryota; Ciliophora; Oligohymenophorea; Hymenostomatida; Tetrahymenidae
Product: aspartyl/asparaginyl beta-hydroxylase family protein
Exons: 8
Source: RefSeq, a predicted model, not a curated record